This is a messenger RNA of Leptopilina heterotoma, 1437 nucleotides long. RefSeq names its product ubiquitin-conjugating enzyme E2 W. Lineage: Eukaryota; Metazoa; Arthropoda; Insecta; Hymenoptera; Figitidae. The record is from RefSeq and is a predicted model, not a curated record. The transcript is spliced from 4 exons. Bases 265 to 741 code for a protein of 158 amino acids.
GAAAUUGAAAAUAUUUGAGUGAGAAUAUUUUUUAGCACAAUUGUCAAAGUUUACGGGAGUGACAAAUUUUUUUUUUGAUGAAAAAAAACAAAUUCUUCUAUUUUAAAUUAGCGUGAAUGAUUAUAAAAUCAUUUAAAAUGUAUAAUAGAUUACAAGGAUUGUCGAUUGAAUAGAAUUAAGCGUUGUAUUUUGUGUAAAACAACAGUUGUCAUAUCCCAUAAUGAAGAAUGGUUAUGUUUUUCAAAGGAUAGUGGUUUAACAACAAUGGAGGACUUUUCCCCGUCAAAGUGUAUUUUUCAGAGACGUCUGCAAAAGGAGUUGAUGUCUUUGAUUCGUGAGCCACCACCUGGAAUGUAUGUGGAUGGUGAUAAUGUGGAUGAAAAUUUAAAUCAAUGGGUUGUAAAUAUGGAGGGUGCAAAAGGAACUUUAUACGAAGGGGAACAUUUUCAAUUGCAAUUUAAAUUUAGUCCGAAAUAUCCUUUUGAUUCUCCUGAGGUGACAUUUAUUGGUGGGAAUAUUCCUGUUCAUCCUCAUAUUUACAGUAAUGGCCACAUUUGCCUCUCAAUUCUAACGGACGAUUGGUCACCAGCUCUUAGUGUGCAAAGUGUGUGUUUGAGUAUUAUAUCAAUGUUGAGUAGUUGCAAAGAAAAGACAAGACCACCGGACAAUUCGUUUUAUGUCAAAACUUGUAACAAAAAUCCAAAGAAGACGAAAUGGUGGUAUCAUGACGACAGUGUAUAAUGAAGCUGACUGGCCAAAGUGAUUAAUAAACCACCCAGAGUGCUUUGAUAUGCCCAUUUUUUAGGGAAUUAAAUGACAAGUUUCUUUUUUCAAAAUAAUAAAAGUGACAGAGAAUCCCUCUAUGCAUUAAUUUAAAAAAAAAGAGGAAGUGUAUAUGAUACCACAUCAAUAUUAAAAUAAUUAUUAUCAAUUUGUAAUAUGUUAAAAAAUAUGACGUUAAACUUAUGAUUUGUUUAAUUAUUAUUAGAAAAUAAUGCGCGUUAGAUUAUAUAUAGUGGAUUAAUUUUUGAAGGAAAUAAUAACAUUUAGAUCAAAUAAAAAAACAAAAAAAACAAGUGAUCAAGAAGGCAAACGUGUUAAAGAAAAAAAUUAUAUAAGAAAUAUUUAAUUGUUCGCAGAGGCGUGUUUAGAAUGAGUGCAUAUAUGAUUAUUUAUAUGUAAAAGUCAAAUAUUGAGUAGAUUUAGCGAUGAAAAUGCAAAUCAUUUAGCACAAUGUCAUAUAAAUAUAUAUAUUAUAUAAAAUCCUGUAAAGAUAUUUGAGACUACAUAAUAGGGGUUUGUUGAACAGUGUACACACUGCGUCUGCGUAUAAUCAAUUUAUAAAGAAAAAAAUAUGUAUUAUUAUAUAUUUAGGCACCAAUUUUAACCACAGCUUUUUAUGCUUCGAAAUAAAUUUUUCUUACGUCUUGAAAAAAA